UCCGCCACCCCCCCUCCUCCCUCCAUGGCGAUGGCCACCGCCGCGCUCUCCGCCUCCCUCCCGCGCCUCCUGCCGCCGCUGCCGCCUCGCCGCCGCCUCCCCGCCACGUCCCCCUCCCCCUCCCCCCGCGGCGUCCGGCUGCUGCCGCCGCCCCGCCUCGCCGCCGCGGCCUCGGCGCCCUCCGAGGUCCUCGACUCCACCAACGGGGCCGUCCCCUCGGGGAGGGGCGGCGGGGGGCAGCAGUACGGGAGGGAGUAUUUCCCCCUGGCCGCUGUCGUCGGGCAGGAUGCAAUUAAAACUGCUCUGCUGCUUGGGGCAAUUGACCGUGAAAUUGGAGGCAUUGCCAUCUCAGGGAAGCGUGGGACAGCAAAGACAGUGAUGGCUCGUGGCUUGCACGCUAUGCUUCCACCUAUUGAAGUGGUAGCAGGCUCGAUUUCAAAUGCUAACCCUAACUGCCCAGAAGAAUGGGAGGAUGGUUUAGCUGAACGGGUUCAAUAUGAUGCUGAUGGUAACUUGAAGACUGAGAUUGUCAAAACACCUUUUGUGCAGAUCCCGCUUGGUAUCACUGAGGAUAGGUUAAUUGGAUCAGUUGAUGUCGAAGCGUCUGUGAAAUCAGGAACUACUGUGUUUCAACCUGGUCUUCUUGCUGAAGCUCACAGAGGUGUUCUUUAUGUUGACGAGAUAAAUCUAUUGGACGAGGGCAUAAGCAAUCUCCUUCUGAAUGUCUUGACAGAGGGAGUCAAUAUUGUCGAAAGAGAAGGCAUUAGCUUUCGUCAUCCGUGCAAACCACUUCUAAUUGCUACUUACAACCCAGAGGAAGGAUCUGUACGUGAACACUUACUUGAUCGUAUUGCAAUUAAUUUAAGUGCUGAUCUGCCAAUGAGUUUUGAUGAUCGUGUGGCAGCUGUGGAUAUUGCGACACAAUUUCAGGAGUCCAGCAAAGAGGUUUUUAAAAUGGUGGAAGAAGAGACUGAGGUUGCAAAAACACAGAUAAUUUUGGCAAGAGAAUAUUUGAAAGAUGUUGUAAUCAGCACAGAGCAGCUCAAAUAUCUUGUCAUGGAAGCCAUGCGUGGUGGUUGCCAGGGGCACCGGGCUGAGCUGUAUGCUGCUCGAGUGGCAAAAUGUCUUGCUGCAAUGGAAGGGCGUGAAAAAGUAUAUGUGGAUGACCUUAAGAAAGCUGUAGAGCUAGUUAUUCUACCUCGAUCAAUCCUAUCUGACAAUCCACAGGAGCAGCAAGACCAGCAACCUCCACCUCCACCCCCACCGCCACCCCCUCCACAAGAUCAAGAUUCUCAAGAAAAUCAAGAUGAGGAGGAGGAAGAAGAACAAGAGGAUGAUGAAGAAAAUGAACAACAGGACCAGCAGAUACCCGAGGAGUUCAUUUUUGAUCCUGAUGGUGGUAUAGUAGAUGACAAGCUCCUUUUCUUUGCUCAGCAAGCACAAAGACGGCGAGGAAAAGCUGGACGAGCAAAGAAUCUCAUAUUCUCAUCUGAUAGGGGUCGAUAUAUAAAUUCUAUGCUUCCCAAGGGUCCAAUAAGGAGGUUAGCUGUUGAUGCCACACUUCGAGCAGCUGCACCAUAUCAAAAACUGAGAAGAGAGAGAGAUCUUGACAAGACAAGAAAAGUUUUCGUUGAAAAAACUGACAUGAGAGCCAAAAGAAUGGCUCGAAAAGCAGGCGCGCUGGUCAUAUUUGUUGUGGAUGCUAGUGGUAGCAUGGCUCUAAAUCGCAUGCAGAAUGCUAAAGGUGCAGCGUUAAAGUUGCUUGCAGAAAGCUACACAAGCAGAGAUCAGGUUUCAAUCAUUCCAUUUCGUGGAGAUUUUGCUGAGGUUUUACUUCCGCCUUCAAGAUCCAUAGCAAUGGCCCGCAGACGUCUUGAGAAGCUACCAUGUGGUGGUGGUUCUCCUUUAGCUCACGGCCUUAGUACAGCUGUCAGAGUGGGGUUGAAUGCUGAAAAGAGUGGUGAUGUUGGACGCAUCAUGAUUGUUGCAAUCACCGACGGAAGAGCCAAUGUGUCACUAAAGAGAUCAACUGAUCCAGAAGGUACUUCAGAUGCACCAAGACCUUCUUCUCAAGAAUUAAAGGAUGAGAUACUUGAGGUGGCCGGCAAAAUAUACAAGGCUGGAAUGUCACUUCUUGUCAUUGAUACUGAGAACAAGUUUGUAUCCACAGGAUUUGCCAAGGAAAUUGCAAGGGUCGCACAAGGAAAAUACUAUUACCUGCCAAAUGCUUCAGACGCUGUUAUUUCCGCCGCCACCAAGACUGCACUUUCGGACUUGAAGAGCUUGUGAUUCCGAAGACUAUUUGACCUUCAGAUAAUUAGCGGUGUGCUACCUUCAUCUUUCACUGGUACAGCAGCGUCCAUGUCCAUGUUUUGUGUAACUUUGAUAACCAAUUUUGGCUUAGGAUUUUUACCGUGAGAGUUCGAAUCCGGGCGUAGCAUCGAGUAAAAUUGUAAUUCUUCUUUGUAAUAAUUGGCCAUGUAAAUAUGGUGUUCUUGAGUACAGUUUUAAGUAACAUUCAUAAAGAAGCUUUUUUUGUGAAACUUUUCUAAUCGAAUUUAAGUUUAAGACCUUAAUACAUGUGCUUAUA
This is a messenger RNA of Oryza brachyantha (malo sina), 2590 nucleotides long. Its product is annotated as magnesium-chelatase subunit ChlD, chloroplastic. The transcript is spliced from 15 exons. The record is from RefSeq and is a predicted model, not a curated record. Bases 25 to 2289 code for a protein of 754 amino acids. Gene Ontology annotation, molecular function: ATP binding; magnesium chelatase activity; ATP hydrolysis activity. Gene Ontology annotation, biological process: chlorophyll biosynthetic process. NCBI's taxonomy places the organism in Eukaryota, Viridiplantae, Streptophyta, Magnoliopsida, Poales, Poaceae.